Molecule: messenger RNA, 3442 nt
Organism: Camelus dromedarius (Arabian camel)
Lineage: Eukaryota; Metazoa; Chordata; Mammalia; Artiodactyla; Camelidae
Gene: MTREX
Product: Mtr4 exosome RNA helicase
Exons: 27
Coding region: 88-3216 (1042 amino acids)
Biological process (GO): maturation of 5.8S rRNA; RNA catabolic process
Cellular component (GO): nucleus
Molecular function (GO): RNA binding; ATP binding; RNA helicase activity
Source: RefSeq, a predicted model, not a curated record
CCUGUUGAGGCUUCCUUUGGCGUCACUGACGGUGCGGUCGCGGAGCAUCGUGGGUAGGAGGGAGAUUAGGUCUCACAGCUCCGGAAGAUGGCGGACGCUUUCGGGGAUGAGCUCUUCAGCGUGUUCGAGGACGACUCGACCGCUGCGCCCGGAACCAAAAAAGACAAAGAAAAGGAGAAAGGGAGGUGGAAGGGGCCAUCAGGGUCUGCAGAAAAGGCUGGAAAACAUUUUGAUGGUAAACUACAAUCUGAGUCAACUAACAUUGGAAAAACCAAGAGAGAUGCAGACUUCGAGGGCACAGAUGAACCCUUUUUUGGAAAGAAAUCCAGGGUAGAAGAGUCAGUAACGGAAGACUUAAGUUUGGCAGACUUGAUGCCCAGGGUCAAGGUACAAUCAGUUGAAACUGUUGAGGGGUGUACACAUGAGGUUGCUCUUCCUGCAGAUGAAGAUUAUCUACCACUUAAACCUCGAGUUGGAAAAGCUGCAAAGGAAUACCCAUUCAUUCUUGAUGCUUUUCAAAGAGAAGCCAUUCAGUGUGUUGAUAAUAAUCAGUCUGUUUUAGUAUCUGCACAUACAUCAGCAGGAAAAACUGUAUGCGCUGAAUAUGCCAUUGCACUGGCCUUAAGGGAAAAACAGCGUGUAAUAUUUACCAGCCCAAUUAAGGCUUUGAGUAACCAGAAAUACCGUGAAAUGUAUGAAGAGUUUCAAGAUGUUGGUCUGAUGACUGGAGAUGUUACUAUCAAUCCUACAGCAUCUUGUCUUGUUAUGACCACAGAGAUUUUGAGAAGUAUGCUGUACAGAGGUUCUGAAGUUAUGCGAGAAGUUGCUUGGGUCAUAUUUGAUGAAAUUCAUUACAUGAGAGAUUCAGAGCGUGGUGUCGUAUGGGAAGAAACUAUUAUUUUGCUUCCUGAUAAUGUUCACUAUGUCUUUCUUUCGGCUACCAUUCCAAAUGCCCGACAGUUUGCUGAAUGGAUUUGCCAUUUACAUAAACAGCCUUGCCAUGUAAUUUACACAGAUUAUCGGCCUACUCCAUUGCAGCACUACAUUUUUCCAGCAGGGGGAGAUGGUCUGCACCUUGUGGUUGAUGAAAAUGGUGACUUCAGAGAAGAUAAUUUUAAUACUGCGAUGCAAGUACUUCGGGAUGCUGGUGAUUUGGCAAAAGGAGAUCAAAAGGGGCGGAAAGGAGGAACAAAAGGACCAUCAAAUGUAUUCAAGAUUGUGAAGAUGAUUAUGGAAAGAAAUUUUCAGCCUGUAAUUAUUUUCAGUUUCAGUAAGAAAGAUUGUGAAGCCUAUGCACUUCAAAUGACCAAAUUAGAUUUCAACACAGAUGAAGAGAAGAAGAUGGUUGAAGAAGUAUUCAGUAACGCAAUUGACUGCUUAUCUGAUGAAGAUAAAAAGCUCCCGCAGGUUGAACAUGUUCUUCCUCUCUUGAAGCGGGGCAUUGGUAUUCACCAUGGUGGUUUACUUCCUAUUUUGAAAGAAACUAUAGAAAUUCUCUUUUCUGAAGGAUUGAUAAAGGCCUUAUUUGCCACAGAGACUUUUGCUAUGGGAAUUAACAUGCCAGCUAGAACUGUUUUAUUCACGAAUGCCCGAAAAUUUGAUGGGAAGGAUUUUCGAUGGAUUUCCUCUGGUGAAUACAUUCAGAUGUCUGGUCGUGCUGGAAGGAGGGGAAUGGAUGAUAGAGGAAUUGUAAUUCUCAUGGUAGAUGAAAAGAUGAGCCCAACAAUUGGGAAACAACUGCUUAAGGGCUCAGCUGAUCCUCUAAAUAGUGCUUUCCAUUUGACUUACAACAUGGUUUUGAACUUACUACGAGUAGAAGAAAUUAAUCCUGAAUACAUGUUGGAAAAAUCCUUCUAUCAGUUUCAGCAUUAUAGAGCAAUUCCAGGAGUAGUAGAGAAGGUAAAGAACUCGGAAGAACAGUAUAAUAAAAUAGUAAUACCAAAUGAAGAAAGUGUAGUCAUCUAUUAUAAGAUUAGACAGCAGCUUGCUAAAUUGGGUAAAGAAAUUGAAGAAUAUAUUCACAAACCAAAAUACUGCUUACCAUUUCUACAACCAGGUCGUUUGGUAAAGGUAAAGAAUGAAGGAGAUGAUUUUGGCUGGGGUGUAGUGGUGAAUUUCUCAAAAAAAUCAAAUGUUAAGCCUAAUUCUGGUGAACUGGAUCCUCUAUAUGUAGUAGAAGUACUCCUGCGCUGUAGCAAAGAGAGCUUGAAAAAUUCAGCUACUGAGGCUGCAAAGCCCGCUAAACCUGACGAGAAAGGAGAGAUGCAGGUUGUUCCAGUUUUGGUGCAUCUUCUGUCUGCUAUCAGCAGUGUUAGGCUUUACAUUCCUAAAGACCUUCGACCACUGGACAAUAGACAGAGUGUCUUAAAAUCAAUACAGGAAGUUCAGAAGCGUUUUCCUGAUGGUGUUCCUUUAUUAGAUCCUAUUGAUGACAUGGGCAUUCAAGAUCAAGGGCUGAAAAAAGUCAUCCAGAAAGUAGAGGCUUUUGAGCAUCGAAUGUAUUCUCAUCCACUUCAUAAUGAUCCAAAUUUGGAAACUGUGUAUACUCUUUGUGAAAAAAAAGCACAGAUUGCUAUAGAUAUUAAAUCUGCAAAGCGAGAACUAAAGAAAGCAAGAACUGUCUUACAAAUGGAUGAGCUCAAAUGUCGCAAACGUGUUUUAAGGAGGUUGGGAUUUGCUACAUCUUCUGAUGUCAUAGAGAUGAAAGGACGAGUGGCUUGCGAGAUAAGCAGUGCUGAUGAACUUCUUCUAACUGAGAUGAUGUUUAAUGGCCUUUUCAAUGACCUAUCUGCAGAACAGGCAACAGCACUACUAAGCUGCUUUGUGUUUCAAGAGAAUUCUAGUGAGAUGCCAAAAUUAACAGAGCAGUUAGCAGGACCACUUCGUCAAAUGCAGGAAUGUGCUAAAAGAAUAGCAAAAGUUUCAGCAGAAGCCAAAUUGGAAAUUGAUGAGGAGACUUACCUGAGCUCAUUUAAACCUCACUUAAUGGAUGUGGUAUAUACUUGGGCGACUGGAGCUACAUUUGCCCAUAUCUGCAAAAUGACGGAUGUUUUUGAAGGCAGCAUAAUUCGUUGUAUGAGGCGCCUGGAAGAACUACUUCGACAAAUGUGUCAAGCAGCAAAAGCCAUUGGAAACACUGAGCUGGAAAAUAAAUUUGCAGAAGGAAUCACCAAAAUCAAGAGAGACAUUGUGUUUGCUGCCAGCCUCUACUUAUAGAGUCAGCUAAAGGAAUGUGGGAUUUUAAAUUGUUCACCACCUGUCUGAUUACAGUUGACAGCAAAUGUUUACAAGUACUGACUUGGUUUUCCCAUCUCAAGACAGUUGUCCUCACAUAUUUUAAUAUGUAUUAUAUUUAAGUCAAGCAUCAUUCUAAGAAAGCAUAUUACAUACACAUUUAUACAUAAGCAUUACAUUUUUUAAUAAAAAAUGUACAGGUGGGGCA